Emys orbicularis (European pond turtle) is the source of this 2328-nucleotide messenger RNA. RefSeq names its product DM1 protein kinase (gene DMPK). The transcript is spliced from 15 exons. The coding region runs from base 1 to 2328 and encodes 775 amino acids. Gene Ontology annotation, molecular function: protein serine/threonine kinase activity; ATP binding. Gene Ontology annotation, biological process: actomyosin structure organization; peptidyl-threonine phosphorylation. Lineage: Eukaryota; Metazoa; Chordata; Testudines; Emydidae. The record is from RefSeq and is a predicted model, not a curated record. Gene Ontology annotation, cellular component: cytoplasm; cytoskeleton.
AUGUCCGCCGAGGUGCGACUGAAGCAGCUGGAGGCGCUGGCGCUGGACCGGAGCUUCCUGGGGCUGGAGACGCUGCUGGACCUGCUGCUCUGCGUCUCCCACGAGCUCGGCGCCUCGCCCCUGGCCCACGAGAAAUACAUCGCGGAGUUCCUGCGCUGGGCCGAGCCGGUGACCGCCCGGCUCAAGCAGCUACAGCUGCAGCGAGACGACUUUGAGAUCCUGAAGGUGAUCGGGCGCGGCGCGUUCAGCGAGGUGGCGGUGGUGAAGAUGAAGAGGACGUCGCAGGUGUACGCCAUGAAGAUCAUGAACAAGUGGGACAUGCUGAAGCGGGGCGAGGUGUCCUGUUUCCGUGAGGAGCGGGACGUGCUGGUGAACGGAGACAAGCGCUGGAUCACCCAGCUGCACUUCGCCUUCCAGGACGAGAACUACCUGUACCUGGUGAUGGAGUACUACGUGGGGGGCGACCUCCUGACGCUGCUGAGCAAAUUCGGGGACCGCAUCCCCCUGGACAUGGCCCGCUUCUACCUGGCCGAGAUGGUGAUGGCCAUCGACUCCAUCCACCGCCUGGGCUACGUGCACAGAGACAUCAAACCCGACAACAUCCUGCUCGACCGUUGUGGGCACAUCCGCCUGGGGGACUUCGGCUCCUGCCUCAAGCUCCGGGAGGACGGCACGAUCUGCUCGUCGGUGGCAGUGGGGACCCCCGAUUACCUGUCCCCCGAGAUCUUGCAGGCCGUGGAGGACGGGAGCCACUCGUACGGCACCGAGUGCGACUGGUGGUCCCUGGGCGUCUUCGCCUAUGAGAUGUUCUUCGGGCACACGCCCUUCUUCGCCGACUCCAUUGUUGAGACCUACGGCAAGAUCAUCCACUUUAAGGAGCACUUUCGCUUCCCGCUCUCGGCGCCGGAGGUGCCAGACGACGCCCGGGCCCUGAUCCAAGGGCUGCUCUGUCCCCGGGAGACGCGGCUGGGCCGGAACGGGGUGCGGGACUUCCGGGAGCACCCCUUCUUCGCCGGCGUGGACUGGGAGGGGCUGCGGGCGUUCACCCCACCCUUUGCCCCCGAGUUCGCCAACGCUACCGACACCUCCAACUUCGACGUGGUGGACGACUGCCUGACGGACAUGGUGAGCGGGGGCGGGGAGACGCUGUCGGACAUGCUGGAGAGCUCCCCGCUGGGCGUGCACCUGCCCUUCGUGGGCUUCUCCUACACCAGCACCAGCCUCAAACAGAAUGAGCCGGGGGACAGGGGCCGGGAAAUCGCCAUGGAGCUGGAGUGCGACCGGGGCCCCCCCCUGCAGGAGCAGCCCCCCAACCUGCCCCCCGGAGACCUGGUCUGCAAGGCGCCCGACGGGCAGAAGCUGGAUCUCGCCGCCUUCCUGGAGCUGCAGGCGGCCUUCGAGUCGGAGCUGCACACGCGGGAGGGGCUGCGCCAGGAGCUGAGCAUGGUCAAGGUGGCCAACCAGACCUUCGCCAGCCGCCUGCAGGAGGCCGAGAGCCGCAACCUGGAACUGGAAGCUCAGAUCAAGCGAUUGGAGGCGCAAAUCGAGGGGAUGAAACCGCCCGGGGAGGAAGCUGCUGUGGGGCGCCCCCCCGGCUGUGCUGCCCCCUGGCCAUGCCGCACGGAGCACCCCGCUGAUGCGGCACCAUGGCACCGCGACGCUGUGAAUACCCGCUUGUGGUACCUCUGUACCGCCACUUGCUGCUCUUUUCUAGGGUACCUAGGCCCUGCAUCACCAAGGCGGGAUACCUGCUCCUUUGUACCGGCGGCUUUGGGCUGGCGGCGCCCGGCCAGGACCCGGGGGAGCCGUCCUGAGCGAGGCCGGGUGCUCGCCCCGCUGCCCCCGCCCGCCAUCCCCGUCACCCCCCGGCCAUCACCGCGGGAGUGCCCGUCAGCCCUCCUUCCUGGGAGGUCUCACACCAGAGCUGGGGAUGCCUGGGUGCCAGCACCCCAGGCCCACGGGCCCCUUCCCACCCGGAGCCAGGCUGUGUGGCUAGGUCCCCGCCUGCCAUCAGGGGACCAUCUCUCCAGUCCCCUGGGCCUGCCCUGGCCCUGGGCUGCUGGCUGGGUGCGUCUGCUCCUGCCUGCCAGCCCUCUGGCCUCCCUACUGCGGACCCCGGCCAGCCCCCUCUGCGUGAGGCAGGCUGCCCCUGCCCUGCCCAGCUCCAGCGCCACUCCCUCCCACGGAGCCACCCCACGGCCCCAUUCGUCAGCUGGGGAAACUGAGGCAGAGCGAGAGGAAGAGAGUCACCUAAGGACGCACAGCGAGUCAGGGGCAGAACUGACAAACGAACCCAGGAGUCCUGGCUCCCAGCCCCUGCUUCUUUAA